AUGCCGCGCGCAGAAGCUGGAUCGACAAAGGCGAUCAGCAACAAGAUCAAGGCUAAAGGCUUAGGCAGGCUUAGAUGGUAUUGUCAGGCUUGUUCGCGCCAGUGUCGAGAUGAGAACGGUUUUCGCUGCCAUGUCCAGAGUGAAAGCCAUGUGCGCCAGGUGCUGCUGAUCGGCGAAGACCCCAAGAAAUACAUCGAAGACUACAGCAAGCAAUUCCUCGACAACUUUCUCAAUUUACUCAAGACCGGCCAUGGCGAGAAGAAGGUUCACAUCAACCAGUUCUACCAGCAAGUCAUUGCCGAUAAGGAGCACAUCCACAUGAACGCUACGAAGUGGAAGAGUCUUUCACAGUUCGCUGCAUACCUGGGUCGUGAGGGAAUUUGCCGUGUCGAGGAGACGGAGAAGGGUCUGUUCGUAUCUUAUAUCGAUCGGAGUCCGGAGGCCAUGAGACGACAGGAGGCUUUGCUUAAGAAGGAACGCCAGGAUCGAGGUGAUGAGGAGCAGGAGCAGCGACAGAUUCGGGAGCAGAUUAAGCGCGCUCAGCAGUCUGCGAAGGAGGAGGAAGAUAUCGACCCUGAAGCUCGCAAGCUGCAACGCAAGGAGGGUGAGAAGGUCAAGCUGAAUAUUGGAUUCGGUUCGAAGACAAACGGCGACUCGAAGAGCGAGUCACCGAAGCCCGCAUCGUCUGAGGAGAAGGAUAGCGGUGCGUCGGCCACUCCAGAAACUGCCGAUGCUUCGCCUGCGCCUGCUGCCGCUGCCACUCCCGCCUCCGCCCCGCCUGCGCCGCAGGCUGCGCCGAAAGUAUCUUUGUCCUUCGGUGGUGGUGGAAACAAGCCGAAGAAUGUCUUUGCUGCGGCUGUAAAGAAGAACCCUCUUGCAGGAAAGAAAGGGCCAAUUAUGGAACAACCCAAGAAGAUGACGGAGCAGGAACGCAUCAUGAAGCAGGAGAUGGAGGCUAUGGAGCGGAAGCGUAUGCGGGGUUCUGCUGGGUUCCCUGAUGCGAAGCGCCCGAAGAUCUCUUGA
This is a messenger RNA of Aspergillus luchuensis, 1023 nucleotides long. Its product is annotated as putative C2H2 finger domain protein (Kin17). The record is from RefSeq and is a predicted model, not a curated record. Gene Ontology annotation, molecular function: double-stranded DNA binding. The transcript is spliced from 4 exons. NCBI's taxonomy places the organism in Eukaryota, Fungi, Ascomycota, Eurotiomycetes, Eurotiales, Aspergillaceae. Gene Ontology annotation, biological process: DNA damage response; DNA replication. The coding region runs from base 1 to 1023 and encodes 340 amino acids. Gene Ontology annotation, cellular component: nucleus.